UGCUCACUGCUUGGUGCGAGGUGGGUGACGAGCACCACACGUACUUGGUUUUCACGGGCGCUUAGUCCGAUCAUGCCAUCGCUAUUCGUAUCCUGACUACCGAGUCUGCUCUGUCCUACAAGCCUUUUUGACAUCUCGAGUGCCAACUCCCAUGCCUGAGCUUUGUCCUGGCAAUCAAUCACGUCUCGUAGACUGCUAGCCAAUACUGCGAGGACAUGCCUUUCUUUGCGAAAAAGAAGAGUCCGCCACAGCACAAACACGCCUAUCUCUCUGGCAACUUCGCGCCUAUCAACCAGACUCUCCCACUGACCAAAUGUACAUAUGAAGGCGACAUUCCCUGUGAGCUUGCAGGUGGUGAAUAUGUCCGCAAUGGCGGCAACCCUGUGUCCAACGAAGACCUUGGUCGCGAUGCCCACUGGUUCGACGGCGAUGGCAUGCUGAGCGGCGUCUCAUUCACCAGGCAGCCAGAUGGUUCUGUCCAACCCGAGUUCGUCAAUCAGUACAUCCUGACCGAUAUCUUCCUCUCCACUGUCGCCUCUUCACGCCUGCGUUCGCCCAUCUUGCCCAGCAUUGCGACCUUAGUCAACCCCUUGGCAUCUCUCUUCACCAUCGUACUACGCAUUCUACGCACUAUCGUGCUUGUCGUCCUGUCCUUCCUGCCAGGCUCUACUCGCGCCAUCAAGAGAAUCAGUGUUGCCAACACUGCCAUCCUAUACCAUGACGGCAGAGCAUUGGCCACAUGCGAGAGCGGUCCCCCCAUGCGCAUCGCCCUUCCUGGACUAGAGACUGUUGGUUGGUACGAUGGCAACCGUGCAGAGGGCGAGCCCGAAGCUCAUGAUAAGAAUGACCCUUCCUUCUCUGGCAGUGGUUUACUCGGCUUCAUGCGUGAAUGGACUACCGCUCACCCCAAGGUCGACCCAACUACUAAGGAGAUGAUGCUUUUCCAUUCAACCUUCUUCCCUCCUUACGUUCAGUAUUCUAUCAUUCCGCAAGCUUCUUCCCGUUCCGACUCGAACAAAGGGAUGGUGCAACGUCCUGUACCUGGUAUCACUGGUGCCAAAAUGAUGCACGACUUUGGUGUGUCUCUCAAGCACACUAUAAUCAUGGACCUUCCUCUUUCUCUCGAUCCUCUUAACUUGGCUAGAAAUAAGCCUGUCAUCGACUAUGACGCUACAAAGCCUGCGCGCUUUGGUGUCUUCCCUCGACACAAUCCAGAGCAGGUCAAGUACUUCGAGACGACCGCUUGCUGUAUCUUUCACACUGCCAACGCUUGGGAUGACUUUGACGCUUCUGGUCAGGUCGAGACAGUUCACCUCUUGACUUGCAGAUUAACUUCUGCUUGCCUGGUAUUUAGCGCUGGCAAUAUUGCCGCACCUCAGCCUACAAAAUCAACUGUGAAGGCUGUCAAGAAGAAGAUGCCCUUCUUCUCAAAGUACGACGCUGAUGAACAAUGCUUGUUUGAGGGAGCACCAGACCUUGAGUCACCUCGUCUGGAGCGUGAGCCUUUGAUUAAGAUGACAGCGGAUGGUCAUGCCACCGCUGCUUAUUCAGACGAGGCUGAAGAGAUCCCUGAAGAAGAUGAUCAAUGCCGUCUGUAUCACUACGCAUUCUCUCUCAAAUCUUCGCAGAUCACUGCUCAAUACGCGCUGUCAGCCAUCUCGUUCGAGUUCCCCUCGGUCCAUCCUGACCUUGACAUGCAAGAAGCUCGCUACGUCUAUGGAUGCAGUACAACAGUUUCAUCCUUCAACGCAGCGCUGGGUCGCUCCGUUAAGAUUGAUGCACUUGCCAAAGUCGACACCAAGACAUUGAUUCAGAAGGGCGAUCGAUUGAUGAACUUGGGAAAGCUUGAACCUGUCACGGGCUGCGUUGAUACUCGCACCGUUCAAGAGGUCAUUGACAGCCCUCUGGAGAAUGACCCAAUUCAAGUCUUCCGUAUGCCUGCUGGUUGGUUCGCUCAGGAGCCCAGAUUCGUCCCACGCAAGGCCGUUGCUGGACAGACAUUGGCAGAAGAUGACGGUUAUCUUCUCACCUAUGCCUUUGACGAGUCCCAGCUCCGCACAGAUGGAGAGGUUCCCUCCGACACGGACGCUGCUAGCCGAGCAAAGAGUGAACUCUGGAUCAUCGACGCCAAGGACAUGAGCACAGUUGUUGGUAGAGUAGCACUCCCACAACGUGUUCCUUAUGGACUUCACGGCUCUUGGUUCCCUGAAGACGACAUACUCGGCCAGAAGGCCAUCGAUGCUGUUCGCAGCAUCAGCGACGCCAAAUCUGACCAUAAUGGAGGCAUCUGGAUGAACAUCAGAGCCUCGAUCGAGAGCAUGCUCUCUUAAUGUUUACACACGCGAUAACGAAAGCAUCAUGAAGGCGUUCUGGGCAUAUUGGCAUAAGUCUUUUAGACAUAAAGCAAGCGUUUUUCGGUUUUUUCAUUCAGUACAUAAGAAUACCCAUACUGUUCAUAGGAAUAAUACUCUACUACAAGGAUCGUCGUCAUAUACGAUCAAAUCACGUUCACAUGUGAGAUUGAAGAGGGAAUGUUUGUUUUGAAAGUAAUUUGGAUUGAAAGAC
Molecule: messenger RNA, 2565 nt
Organism: Aureobasidium pullulans EXF-150
Lineage: Eukaryota; Fungi; Ascomycota; Dothideomycetes; Dothideales; Saccotheciaceae
Product: carotenoid oxygenase
Exons: 2
Coding region: 216-2330 (704 amino acids)
Biological process (GO): carotene catabolic process
Molecular function (GO): carotenoid dioxygenase activity
Source: RefSeq, a predicted model, not a curated record